CCCCAACAGUAUUUUAAUGUGUACUUUACAAUGAUCCGCACUGACUACUUACACAAACAAGCCCAGGAAACGGACGACAAAGGCAAGUUUUUCCUUUCUGCGUCUGGGGCACCACUGGCCAAUCCUAUGGCAGAUGUUAAACGGCUUUUCCAAACUUAUAAACACCUGCAGAAACAGGUGCAGGAGCUCCAUACUUGUGGUGAGAGCAGUACUGCUGCAUCGACCGAAGAACAUGGAACACUUACCCAGGAGGGCACAUCUAUCCAGGCCAUAUGUGCAUCAGUGUUUAAACUAAGAUACUGGGAGUCCUUUAGGGACAAAUUCCCCGUUACAGUGAAUGGGAAUGCUCCCACCAAGCAACAGGCAACAGAGGCGGGGUUUGAAAACUAUCGUAGUUAUUACCACAAAUGGAGGGAUGUUCAGACAGGCCUUCCAGACUUUAAACUGAGGAUCUCAGAGAUCUCAGAGAAUUCACUAAAGAGUGAUGUUCUCUACGGAGGACAAAACUCCAUAGCUGGUAGCCAGGAUGAUAUAGAAAUGUGCGGAAUAAUGAAACACAUCAUCACACUUUCCGAAGAUGAGGAAAGCAUCCAUCCUACGAAGGUGUCGGAGGGUGAGCCGGCAUUUGCAAACGUGCAGGACGAUGAUGAUGAUGAAGAUGCCCUUACCACAGAGGAGGAGCUGUGCUUAAGGCAGGACACGAUGAAGGAGUUUUUCCUCCAGCAGCUGAAG
This is a messenger RNA of Sinocyclocheilus rhinocerous, 732 nucleotides long. RefSeq lists its product as uncharacterized. NCBI's taxonomy places the organism in Eukaryota, Metazoa, Chordata, Actinopteri, Cypriniformes, Cyprinidae. The record is from RefSeq and is a predicted model, not a curated record. The annotation marks the transcript as partial. The transcript has 6 exons.